AUGUCGGACGCAGUUAAACGCCUGCAUAUCACGCCUCUAGACGCCGCGAUCCUCGAGACAGUGCUGCAGCCCUCGAUCCGCCCUCUUGCCACUGAUAUCUCGCUGCAUACGAUAGAGACGCACCCGGAGAACAACUACGGCUUCGUCACUCUCCCCAAGGCCGAGGCAGAGAAGCUCACCAAGAAGCUCAACGGCGCAUUUCUCAAGGGCAGGAAGCUGAAGAUAGAAGCGGCCAGACCUACUCCCAGCAGCCAAUUGCAGGCUGAGCCAGAGGCCAGAGCUCCGUCCACGGGGCCAGAUAAGGGGGUGGCUCUCAAGCGGAGGGCCAUUGACCACGUUAUCGAGGGCUACGAGCUUCCGGUGUCGCGGAAAGUAAUGCGAGGAUGGACUGAGCCUCGUUCCUCUUCGGGCAGAUCGAAAAAGAAGGACGAGGACUCGAAGAAGGCAAAGAAGAGCAAGCAGCCGUCAAAGUACUCGAGUGGCUCAGAGUGCUUGUUCCGCACUGUGCCGCCGGCGAACAAGUCGGCAAAGACCAAGUCAGGCUCGAGCAAGAAGAAGGGAGGAGCCGAGUCUGUGACGGUCCACGAGUUUAAGCAGACAGUCAAGCAUCCAAGCUUUAUAAAGACAGGAGAGAAUGUGUCCUCUUCGAAGCUUACUGGAGAGUACGUUGAAGGGAAAGGAUGGAUAGACCGGGAGGGCAAUGUCAAGGAGGAGCCGCCAAAGAAGAGCGAGAGACCGGUUCAGACUACGUCUGUAGUGUCUAAGCAGAUACCCAUGGCAGAUGAGAAGAAGAAGAAGAGAGAAGAGUCACUGGCUGCUAGUAAUGAAUCCGAGUCUUCAGCCGCCGAAUCCUCCAGCAGCGAGGACUACACCAGCUCCGAAGGGUCAGAUAGCUCGUCUGAAUCGGAAUCUGAUGAAAAGGAGGAGGAAGACGGCUCCGACACUUCAAGCACUGGAACAUCUAGCUCUGAAGAGUCGGAAACUGAGAAACCAGUGGCUGUCGAGCAGGAAACUCCAGCCCCGACCGUUGAAGAAAAUAAAGAUACCCCAAAAGUCCACCCGCUAGAAGCACUAUUCAAGCGCUCCAAGCCAUCUAACAUCUCGAUCCCAAACCCCCAGCUGACUAUCGACACCCAGUUCAGCUUUUUCGGCAACGCAGAGGACUCUGGCAGUGAGGACGAGGCUCGUGACAAGCUCUAUACUGAGCCACAGACUCCCUUUACGGUACAAGACUUGCAGUCCCGGUCUAUGCGGAGUCUGGCUCCCACACCGGACACUGCACUCCCCACCAAGAUCACUUUCUGGGGAGAGGACUCUAACGUGAAUGUGAAUGAUGCACAUGAUGAUGAUGAUGACGGGCUGGAUACGCCCUCUGCUGAGAGGGAGCUACCUUCUUCACCCACCAAGCCCGGUGCUAAGCGUGGAAAGGAAGCUGCCGAAGAUAGCGAGUUUGCUAAAUGGUUCUGGGAGAAUAGAGGAGAUAACAAUCGAGCAUGGAAACGGAUGAGAAGAGAGGCAGGCAAGGAGAGGCGCCAGAGGGAGAACAGGAGCCAUAGUUCCCGGGGCAGAAAAUAG
This is a messenger RNA of Trichophyton rubrum CBS 118892, 1575 nucleotides long. RefSeq lists its product as uncharacterized. NCBI's taxonomy places the organism in Eukaryota, Fungi, Ascomycota, Eurotiomycetes, Onygenales, Arthrodermataceae. Gene Ontology annotation, molecular function: nucleic acid binding. The transcript has a single exon. Bases 1 to 1575 code for a protein of 524 amino acids. The record is from RefSeq and is a predicted model, not a curated record.